AGCAGUUGCAGGAACAGCCACAGGUCUUCAAAAUACAGCAUAGGCUACAGGAAAGAGUUGCAAAAUCAAAAACAGCUUUUCGGGCAGCAGAUACAUUGUGGCUUCCCAUGGGCCCGGAGAGCUGGCUUGAAGCUUUUCAUAGUUGACUCAAAGAUGAUAUUUCUUCCUUUGGAUGUUAAGUUGAAGUUUCAAGACUUUGUGCUGUAGAGAACUAAAGCUGAUGACCUGACAGAGGACUUGGAAAUCUCUCAGCUUUUCUGCACAUUCAGUGUCCGCACAUUGUUCUCAAUCUGUCGAGUCAAUCACCAAACUCUGUGUGAGAGGCUCAGCCGGACAGGACCAGAGACUUUAAUUUGUCACCAUAGCAGGCCGUGACAACUGAGGGACUUACUGACCCAACUGGACUGUAGUGGUCCCACCAUGGGGAAGACUGGGCAGAGUACAGUGGACCUAAACUCCCCAACAGAGGUCAAACAAGCCGUUCCCUUUGAGGAGCUGGACCCUGUGGUGCCCUCUGCAGAUAAAAACAAGAAGAAAGAAGAGCCACCUGACAGGGGAAGCUGGAAGGGAAAGUUUGAUUUCCUGGUGUCAUGUGUGGGAUAUGCCAUUGGCCUGGGAAAUGUCUGGAGGUUCCCUUAUCUGUGUGGCAAGAACGGUGGAGGGGCCUUUCUGAUCCCGUACUUUUUGACCCUGGUGUUUGCUGGGAUACCUCUCUUCCUCUUGGAGACGGCUCUGGGACAGUUCACCUCAGUGGGAGGGCUGGGGGUGUGGAAGCUCAUCCCUAUGAUGAAAGGUGUUGGUUUAGCUGCAGUGGUUCUGUCCUUCUGGCUCAACAUCUACUAUAUUAUCAUCAUUGCCUGGGCACUCUACUACUUAUUCAACUCCUUUGGUUCGGAGCUGCCUUGGCAAAGCUGUAAUAACCCCUGGAACACAGAGAAAUGUUUUUGCAACUACACUCUGACAGAUACCACCAACCUGACCAGUGCUGUCACUGAGUUCUGGGAGCAUAACAUGCACCAGUUGUCCAGUGGUCUGGAGGAGCCAGGAGAGGUUCGCUGGCCCUUAGUGGGCACUCUGGCGCUGGCCUGGGUCCUUGUCUAUUUCUCAAUCUGGAAAGGAGUGGAGUGGACAGGGAAGGUGGUGUAUUUCUCAGCCACCUAUCCCUACGUCAUGCUGUUCAUCCUGUUCUUGCGCGGGGUCACUCUGCCUGGAGCCAUAGACGGGAUCCUCUUCUACAUCACUCCAGACUUCAAAAAGCUCAUGCGAUCUGAGGUGUGGCUGGAUGCAGCGACUCAAAUCUUCUUUUCCUAUGGACUGGGCCUGGGCUCACUCAUCGCCCUGGGGAGCUACAACCCUUACAACAACGAUGUGUACAGGGACUCCAUCAUAGUGUGCUGCAUUAACUCCUGCACCAGCAUGUUCGCUGGCUUCGUCAUCUUCUCCAUUGUAGGCUUCAUGUCCCAUAUCACUAAGAAACCUGUCCAGGAAUUAGCAGCAUCAGGUCCAGGUCUGGCGUUUUUAGCUUACCCUCAGGCCGUCACCCAGCUGCCCAUGUCCUCUCUGUGGGCCAUCCUCUUCUUCUCCAUGCUUGUGAUGCUGGGCCUGGACAGUCAGUUCUGCACAGUGGAAGGCUUCAUCACAGCUCUAAUGGAUGAAUAUCCCAUGGUGCUGAGGAAGAGGAAGAAGAUCUUCAUCUUCAUUGUCUGCUUCAUCUCCUUCAUCAUCGGCUUCUCCAACAUCACACAGGGUGGUCUGUACGUGUUCAAGCUGUUUGAUUACUACUCGGCCAGUGGGAUGUGUCUUCUCUUCCUCGUCUUCUUCGAAACCGUUUCCAUAGCCUGGUUUUAUGGAGCUGAAAGGUUUUAUACGAACAUUGAAGACAUGAUCGGCUAUAGGCCAUGUGGCUGGUGGAAGCUCUGUUGGAAGUUCUUCACUCCGCUGAUCUGCCUGGGGGUGUUUACCUUCAGUGCCUUUGAGAUGACCCCUCUGAUGUUGGGGAAGUAUGUGUACCCGCUGUGGGGCCAAGUGAUUGGCUGGUUCAUGGCUUUGUCUUCCAUGAUAUUGAUCCCGGGCUAUUUCAUCUACAUGUUCUGCAUCACCAAGGGCAGCAUCAAAAAGCGUUGGCGGAAGAUGACAACUUCCCAGGAGGAUGAAAAGCCAUCGGGGCAUGAAGAAUUUACACACAUGGGGAGCAUGGGCGACGCUCCUGUCUAGCCAGGAUUGUUCAGGUCAAAAUAAUUCCCUUGUCUGCCAGGACUUACUGUAGUCAACACUGAAAUUUGACAUUUGGAUGGAUGGAGCCUUGUACCGCAUUUUUCUGUGAUGUUUUCCUUUAUAUUAAAUUAUGCCGAAAAAUUUGUCUGAACAAUAGAGUUAUGAUGAAUAAACUCAGGAGUGACAUUGGAUAUUAAUGAACACUCCUCCUGUCAAUGAUCCGGCCGAAUUAAUGCGAUAAAAAUUGUUACCUUGCCCCCUUUUUUUUUAACCAUUGUUUUUUAUUACCAUGCCUUUCAUCUGGGGGGUACAAAACACAUUGCAUAGUUAAAAACCAAUGCCCAAGUCCUACAAAUCAGGAACUAUGUCAGAGGAAACAUUUCAAAUUUCGAAACUUAGAAUUCUUCGGAUGAACUUCAGUUCCUAUUGACAUGAACCAAAAAGCUGGUCUUUAUGCUUGCAAAUGUGUGGGCGGGUCAGACUGCUCCAUCUCCACAGCACCUGAUGGAGUCCUGGGAGAGUGAAAUAGGAGUAGGAAUUUCAGAAGACGUCUUCACAGCAUUUACAUGACAUGGCAUGAGUUAAUUCAGUAUAAGGUCAUACAUAGACUCCAUUAUUCAUGUGUUAAAUUGCACUUUUUCUACGCAUCCUUGUCACUUGUAUUCAAUGCAAACAAUCUGAUGGAACGCUGGCUCGUAUGUUUUGGUUCUGCACCAGACUCUAGGUUUUGGUCAGAAGUCUUUCAUUGCUACUCAGAUGUUAAUGGAUUUGAGGUCACAACAGCUGGAAACUCUAAGUCAUUGGGAAACUUUGUCGAUGUAGUAUGGAAUGGUCAUUUCAAAGGAAAUCAUUCUCAAGGUCUGGAACAAAGGGACAUCAUCCUGUUUGGAACCUGGCUCACAGAGGUUCUCUAGUUCUUUAUGUAUGGAGAAAAUCUUAUGAGAUGUCAGGGAAAGCAAGUUAAACAUUUGUCUUCAUAUACUUUUCAAAACACACUGUAAUUGUAUAAACAGAUGACCAUCCAAUCCUAUGAAGAAGAGUACACUAAGUUUUGUUUUUGCUUCCUUAUAUGUGAAAGGAAUGAUGGGAGGAGGCGGGUAAUGUUCCUGUCUGUUAACCACUUCAAUGUCUUGUCUGUUUUCUUUCUGAAAAAGUUAUAAAUAAAAUAUUUAAAAAUGAAAAAUGUUGCCGAAAAAUCCGGCAAAUAAAAGUAAGAAAAUGAGGGUCACUUUUGAUAAAUUUAGAGGAUAGAUUUCCUUUUGCAGUAAGAGUAAACUCUCAGCAUUGAACCUGUGUACAUAUACCACAUUCAUGUAUGACUGUAAAUCUUCCUCCUUACUUGUACAAUUUCUCUACUACUCAACAAAAUCACAGUAUUUGUCUAAGCUUACCACAAAUGUUUGAAUGUUGUUGUACAGAAGCAUUGAAAAAGUAUGGAAACCUGUUAAAACUUGAUUUUACAUGUAAAACUGUAAGGCAUCAACGAUUAUUUGCUUGUGGUAGCUUGAAGAACCAACCAACCAGCCACUGUGAUAUUUUUGUCCAGCAAUAAAUAUGUGGGCCACCCAGUUGAAAAAAACAAACAUUUAGAAUGUAUGUAUUGAUUAAAGUUGUACAGGCUAUUCACCUUA
This is a messenger RNA of Sander lucioperca (pikeperch), 3845 nucleotides long. Its product is annotated as sodium- and chloride-dependent GABA transporter 1-like. The transcript has 15 exons. Gene Ontology annotation, molecular function: gamma-aminobutyric acid:sodium:chloride symporter activity. Gene Ontology annotation, cellular component: plasma membrane. The record is from RefSeq and is a predicted model, not a curated record. Gene Ontology annotation, biological process: neurotransmitter transport; sodium ion transmembrane transport. Lineage: Eukaryota; Metazoa; Chordata; Actinopteri; Perciformes; Percidae. The coding region runs from base 421 to 2214 and encodes 597 amino acids.